Molecule: messenger RNA, 1224 nt
Organism: Striga hermonthica
Lineage: Eukaryota; Viridiplantae; Streptophyta; Magnoliopsida; Lamiales; Orobanchaceae
Source: the annotation of a GenBank genome assembly
AUGGCGGGCCUUCCUUUCCACCCGCAAUUCAUCAGAUCCCACAUCGCUCGAACAACAACUCAGCAGCACGAAACCCUCAUCCUCAUCUCCCCAUUCGGCUCCGUCCACACCGUCGCAACCAUCGCAAACGGCGCCGUUUCAAGAUACCUCGAUCUUCCGGAUACUUGGACCGAGCUCGCGGGCUCCUGCGACGGCUUGGCCCUGCUAGCGCGUGAUUCAGAAAUGCUGCUACUGAACCCGAUUACUCUGGAUCGUUUAAAAAUACCGGAUUCGCCCCUGGCUCUGAUGAGUCCCGGGAGCUUCAGCAUGCACGGGUUGGGGUACGACCGCGUUGGGGACGACUAUAAGGUGGUCACGCUUUCUUAUUACGACACGGACAAUGAAUACGAGCCUGACUGUGAAGACACAUUCGUCGAUGUCUACUCUGUGAAAUCGGGUGUUUGGAAAAGGGCCAAGAAUUCCUCUUAUGACCACGCAGUCCCUGAUUUAUCGUCGGGGGUCUUUGUUAAUGGGGCUCUCCACUGGCUGGCCAGUAGUAGGGAACGAGGUUACCCGUCCGUGAUAGCCGCUUUCGAUUUGAGUCGCGAGGUCUUUUAUGAAAUCCCCCCUCCUAAGGGUGUUAAUGUGAAUAAGUUCGUGUUUGAUAAGCUUUUCGUUCUGGGGGGAUGUCUUUGCAUGGUGGAGGAUCAUUAUGAUGAUCCAACGGAUGUUUGGGUUAUGAAAGAGUAUGGUUCGGCCGAGUCUUGGGCAAAGUUUAGUAUUAACGCUGGUUAUGAGUGGGAGCUUAUGAAGGUUUUGUGUUUCGUUCGGCAUGAAGAGGUUUUGUUGUUGAGCCUUGAGGAAGAUUUGGUUGUUUACAAUUGGGAGGAUGAGACAGAGGAGGACAUUGUCAUUGAUGGGGUUCAAAAGGUACGCACAUGUAGCAUCACGCAUGACGGCACCGCUGCUGACGCCGACAGAAGGUCCCACAUGCUCGUUAGCCCGUGCCACCCUCGAGUGCGAGCUGCGACUUUAGCAAUUGAAGGUGAUCAAUUUGCGGUUGGUGGCAUGCGGAACAUUUCUGAGCGGCAGGCCAAAUCGCAAUAUAGAAGUGCCGCGUUGGAAGAGGUGACGGAGGAAGAGAGAGGUGUUGGAAUGAGGGAGGAAACGGUGAGGAUAGUCGAAUGGUCCAAUUUUCAACUCGAUUUUGUUAAUGAGAAGACCAAAUGUGGAGGGAAGGUUUGA